AAAAAUACGCACGCUGGCUGACCAGUUAUUAAAAAAAUCACCUAAAUUUUGAGGAUCCACAUGUCAGCUCAAACGAAUCCGAGGUCCGAACAAGAAGAAGAAAUCGCUACCAAAACCACUGAGCCAGGCCACGGGGUUCAUUCAAAACCGCUUCGAGCCUUCGACGGAGGGACAAAGGCGGCUUCUCGUCCAGGCGCGCCAGAUUCAGGUUGAAUCAAUCUUUUAGGGUGAUAUAAAAUUCAAUUGUAUGAAGCACAUCUGGGGGACCCAUGAUUUUGAUGGUUUUGAAAUUGACAGCAAGGCAAGUUCACUUCAUAAUCAGUUCUCAACGAAGUUAUCGCUAUCUAGUUCCAAUGAUGUGAUCAUGAAGAGGGAGGAAAUUGCAACCUCUCCAUGUCCUGACAAGGAAGUUCCAUCAACUAUCCUUAAUUUACCGCUAAAGAGUCUUAAGCAGGAUGCUACUGAGGAGGACGCAAUUAGAUGGAGACUUGAAAAGAAUGGCUUUCCCUUUGUUCUGUCAGACUCAGAGUUCGGUGAUUCUUCAUAUGAUAGUUCUCUCAGCGAACAGUCAUCUACAAUCAGUACCCCAAGCACACCAUUCACAGUACAGUCAGAUACUCAGUCUGUGGAUCUUGACAGAACAGAUAUCUGGGUCUCUUCUUUAGAUCUUGACUCAGAGGAUUCUGCAUUGCUGCCAGGCAAGGAACAGCUUCUGGAUAGUCUCAGUUCUGACUUUCCCAGCCCUUCUUUCAGUGCAGUCAGAAGCCUCCAAUUUGGUACUUCCAGUUCUAGUACAGGGACAUCGGAGAGGAAAGAAGCCAGCGAGUCUGAUGAACCAAUAUUCUGGCCAUUUGAGCGCACUGCCUACAACAGCCCUGAAUUCGAAAAGUUUCUCAGUUUGUCACCUCGUAGAAACACAAUGGAUAUGGGGUAUGCUGAAGUUCGUCAGUUAAAUCCUGUCUUGCAGAGGCUCCGUAAGAACAAACUAUCUUCAGCAAAGAAGAGCAUUGAACCGCAUCGAGGGACUACCAAUUCAUGCCCAAAAGGAACCAAAGUCUCCUCCCAAGAGAAGAUUCAGAAGGCACCUACAGCUCCGUCCAGAUUGAGCAGGACAACAAAAGCAUCUGCACCCUCCAGUCACCAGGUGCCAAGCAACUGUCAGAGAAGAAGGCCGCCACACUUGAAACUUGCCCCCCCAAGAAAGGUGAGCACUCCAAAAUUACAGACAGAUCAUCCUCUUAAAGAGACUGGAGCACGCGGCAUCCCAAACCUAGCGGACAAGAAGGGUCGGAUCGAAGAGUUGAUUGGAUUGGAUGAGUUUGAUGGCCAUGAAGGCAUCGGUUCGGAUUCUCCAGAUUACCAAUUUUGUCUAUGGCUGUCUCCAAGAUGUCAUGGUACAACAAUCAAGCACGAGCCAUCUCCAUAGUUCUGUAGCAAUCAGCAGCCUGCUGUCCCGUGCUGCCGUACGUUGUAGCAAAGGCUGAUGUGUUUUUUAAUUGUAAGGGACCGAAACUGGCGACCAGAGGGGGGUGAAUGGGAGCCGAUCAAAAUUUCUCUCGAAAUCGAAUCGUCGGCCUAUAUUCCAAAA
Panicum virgatum (switchgrass) is the source of this 1588-nucleotide messenger RNA. RefSeq lists its product as uncharacterized. The record is from RefSeq and is a predicted model, not a curated record. The coding region runs from base 248 to 1426 and encodes 392 amino acids. The transcript has 3 exons. NCBI's taxonomy places the organism in Eukaryota, Viridiplantae, Streptophyta, Magnoliopsida, Poales, Poaceae.